AUGUAUUGUGAAAAUGAUUCACCAUUAUUUGAUGAAAAUGUUUCGAUUGCAAUGCAAGAAGCACUCUAUCAAUUUCGAUCAACAUACGAUUCAUUCCAUCCAUAUGUGUGCCUUAUAAUUUGUCCAAUGGGAAUAUUUGCUAAUAUAAUCCAUAUUUUGGUGCUAAGUCGGCCAAGUAUGUUACGAUCAGCGGUUAAUUGUGUAUUAGUUGUUAUUGCUCUAUGUGAUAUAGUUACAAUGAGUUCAUAUCUUCUCUAUAUUAUUAAAUUUAGAUUUCUUACAUCAGGAAUGGGUGUAAGCUAUACUUGGAUAGUAAUUCUUAAAAUUCACGCAGUAACAACAAUAGCACUUCACGGAAUAACGUUAUAUUGUUGUGUAACAUUAGCUGUCAUACGAUGGAGUGCAUUGGGACGAUCGAAAAAUUCACCGUUUAAACCGAUCACUUCAUGGUGUACGACAGGUAUUAUUGCAAUAAUUGUGUCAGCUAUUUGCAUUCCAACAUUUUUGGUGCAUGAAAUCAAAAUUGUGUGGGUUGACGAUGAACAAUUACUUUAUACAAUUGAUAUAUCUGAUUGGGCAAUACAUGAUAGCUGUAAAUAUUUUAAACUUAAUUUAUGGAUUUUAGGUAUUGCUUUAAAGGCAUUGCCUUGUUUCUUGUUGUGUUGCUUCACAAUUCUGUUGGUAUUUCGAUUAAGGAAUAAUUUGAAGAGAAGACAAAAUUUAAUUUCUCGAAAAUAUUACUUUUCUGUUGAUUCAGAAGGUAGAAAGAGUAAUAGUAUUACAAAUAAUGCUGCUGCAAGGAGAAGUAAACGAAAUUAUGAUCGAACCACUCUUACACUUGUCGUUAUGCUUUCCGUCUUUUUGGUGACAGAAUUACCGCAAGGUGUAUUAGCGAUGUUAAAUGCAUUACAUACCAACGAUGUGCAUACUAUUUUGUAUUGGAAUUUAGCAAAUUUAUUAGAUUUAUUAUCACUGAUAAAUUGUUACGUUGGCUUUAUAACAUAUUGUUUCCUAAGCUCGAAAUAUCGUCAAAUCUUUAUUAUUACGCUUGUUAAUUCGUAA
Cercopithifilaria johnstoni is the source of this 1062-nucleotide messenger RNA. Lineage: Eukaryota; Metazoa; Nematoda; Chromadorea; Rhabditida; Onchocercidae. The record is from the annotation of a GenBank genome assembly.